UUAGCACACGACGAUAUUCUGGUUUCUGCAUGCUCAUUAUCCAAACAAAUACAGUUGUAGAGUGUUUUUAGUGUUGUUGUUGGUUGUACUUGUAGUAAAACAAUUGUUAAAAUGUCUAACUUUAGAGCUUUACAUUUCGUUUUUAAAGUUGGUGACAGAACAGCAACUGCCAGAUUUUAUAGAGAUGUUUUGGGAAUGAAGUUUCUCCGGCAUGAAGAAUUUGAUGAAGGUUGCAAAGCAUCAUGUAAUGGACCAUAUGACAGUAAGUGGAGCAAGUCUAUGAUUGGCUAUGGAGAUGAGGACAGUCACUUUGUCAUUGAACUCACAUACAACUAUGGCAUCAAGAAGUAUGAAUUAGGAAAUGAUUUCCAGGGAAUAACUGUUGAAUCUUCCAAGGCAGUUGAAAAUGCCAGGAAGGUUGACUGGCCUUUAAAGAAAGUUGAUGAUGACACCUUCAUUGCAGAGGCUCCUGGUGGAUAUAAGUUCUACCUUGUGAAUAAACCAGAAACUGGAGCUUCCAGAUCUGGAGAAGAAAAUGAAGGAAGCAAAUGAGACAAUUAUCACACCAUUGGUGAGCUUAGACACACCAGGAAAGGCUACAGUGGAGGUCGUCAUUUUAGGGGACCCGGAUGGGCAUGAGAUAUGUUUCGUUGGUGAUGAAGCAUUUCAAACACUCUCACAAACAGACCCUAAGGCAGAUGCACUGAUUCAGGAGGCAAUUGAUGCAGAUAAAAGUGAUGAAUGGUUUGCAAAACACAAGAAAAAGCAAACAACUUCAUCAUAAAACAAACUAAUCGUGUUAAUGUUGUGUGGCAUUUUCAGAUAUAAAUGGUUUUUAGGUCAAUUGUUCAACUAUUUUUAUACAUAGUAUUUAUCAACAUAAAUUAAUUUUACAAAAUUAUUGCAUCAAUGCAUUGUAAGAUGAUAAGUUGAUGUCUCACCUAUGAAGAGAAUCAUUACCAGUAAACAGAAAAUUCCUUGAAAACAUGACAAAUCAUGUAUAGUGAUGAAAAGAAUGCUAGCUCUUAGUUAAUAGAUUGCUGAAGGACAUUAGUAUAAGGUAUAGUCAGAUAUGACUUUUUUUAAUGAAUUGAAACAAGAGGAAAGAUCAACAAUAUCAUAUUCUUAUUGGAAAAUACUGUUGACAGUAAUGAUGAUUAUAAGAAUAUUAAUUAAAGUUAUGAUAAUUAAAUUAUAAUGAAAAUAAUAUUUUUGUAACAAUAUAAUUAAAGCCUUAUAAUUUUAAUGUAGAUUAGAUGGAUGGAAUUAUGUUUAUGUACUGUAUUUUGUUUGGUUCUUUUUUUAAUAAAUACCAAAGGUUACAAAUUAAAUUGUGAUGCGAAGGUC
This is a messenger RNA of Anneissia japonica, 1347 nucleotides long. RefSeq names its product glyoxalase domain-containing protein 4-like. The record is from RefSeq and is a predicted model, not a curated record. NCBI's taxonomy places the organism in Eukaryota, Metazoa, Echinodermata, Crinoidea, Comatulida, Comatulidae.